This is a messenger RNA of Manihot esculenta (cassava), 1722 nucleotides long. RefSeq lists its product as uncharacterized. The transcript is spliced from 4 exons. Gene Ontology annotation, molecular function: zinc ion binding. Bases 596 to 1120 code for a protein of 174 amino acids. The record is from RefSeq and is a predicted model, not a curated record. NCBI's taxonomy places the organism in Eukaryota, Viridiplantae, Streptophyta, Magnoliopsida, Malpighiales, Euphorbiaceae.
AAAAUGAAAAAGGCACUGAAGAGUGAAGAAGACAAAUAAAAAUCUGCUUUUUUGCACGUAUAUUAUCUUAUACUGCUGAUGAAAAAUCAGAUUUAAUAGGUCACUUCAACAUCAAAUCACUGCAAAUCCAUUGGUUUUUACUUUUUUAUUUUUUUAUUUUUGGUGGAACAAAUCCUGGUUUUCUUUUGGCAACUUUCUCUUUCUCUCAAUCAUUUUUGCUGCCUACGUUUUCCUUCCUUGCACUAACCCAAUUAACAUAUGGGUAAUAAAUACUGAUGGGCAGCACUUUAUACUAAAAAACAAGAAUUUUGCUGAUAAGAAAAGCAAAGGAAACACCUUCCAUUAUUAUUUCUUCUACUCUCUGCAUCUGUAUUUUCUCUGUUAUCUGUUGAUCUUUCUCUCUCUCCACUUCAGUCUGCUCAAAAACUGACAAAGGAGAGGGGGGAGGGGGAGAGAGAGAGAGAGAGAGAGACUACCACAGUGUAUUGUUACUUACCAGAGAUUGUGAGAGUUUGCAUAGAAUUAUUCUGGUGGGUAUUUAUGAUCUUUGCCUCACAAAGCCAUUACAUGAAGCUUCACCAUCUGGGUCUUGAAAAUGGAACCUUUACAGAAACUCCAUGUUGUUGAUGUUGUUGAUUAUGAUGUGGAGAAAAGCAGUCACCAUCAUCAGUCAGAUGAUGAAGAGCAAAAAAGCUCUUCAAGUGAGUCUGGCUCUAGCAGUGAAAUUAUGAAGGAGAGUAGAUCCUCUAUGUCGGAGGUGGAUCUGGAGCGUGUGGUGCCCGAGAUUAAGGUACAUUUGGUGAAGAUUGAAAGAGACUGCAGGAUUUGUCAUCUUAGCUUGGAUGCUGGGAAUCUGGAUUCUGGCUUGCCUAUUGAGUUAGGUUGUUCAUGCAAGGAUGAUUUGGCUUCUGCCCACAAGCACUGUGCAGAAGCCUGGUUCAAGAUUAAGGGCAACAAAGAAAAAGAAUGCAAAAGCAGCUUCUGCACUAAAUCAGGAGAAUAUGUCAUUAAGAUAUGGAGUCUAAGCCGCCGUGGACGUAGCCAAAUUAGUGAACCAGGUACCCUUUGCAUAUAUUUACUCUAUUGUUUUACACUACGAGUCCAUAUAGACCCGGUCUAAGUGAGUUUUCACCAUAGACCUGGCUCCAGCACAUUUUUCAUGGCACUAUUGGGUUUUGGAGUUUAACUCUUAACCUAGCUUUUGGGGCGAGUUAGGUCUGGCUCAGAUUUAAUAUGGUAUCAGAUCCUCUCCAUUCGAUGUUGGGCCACCCAUAAAUACGUUAAGCACCAGUAAAAAUUCUGGGCGGGUAUGAGGGUGUAUUGAAUCCCACGUCGGUUGUGGAAAGGAAGGAGUAAUGUGCCCUUAUAUAGGCCACAAGCACUCCUCCCCUUGAGCUACUUUUGGAGUGAGUUAGGACUCUCCAUUCUGUAUCUUCUGUUGCGGUUUUCUGUCCUACAAAAGUAGAAUAUGCGGCUCCACAAGUGUUUCCCUCAUCGUUCCAUUGUGGGAUCAAUCUACUUAUAUUGAUAAGAAUUUACAAUAUUACAGUUACAUACAGCUGUUUCUAAAUCAGUAUAGGGUAAACUACAUUUAGCAUACAGUACAAGGACUCUAUUCUAUUAGUCGAUAGUCGAUACAGUCGAAAGUUUUUGUUUUUAUACAUCAUAGAAGAGUACAAUGUAGGAAAGUUGCUGACUGGAUAUUCACCCAUCUGUAUUUAU